Vespula pensylvanica (western yellowjacket) is the source of this 1615-nucleotide messenger RNA. RefSeq names its product 39S ribosomal protein L2, mitochondrial (gene mRpL2). Gene Ontology annotation, biological process: cytoplasmic translation. The transcript has 2 exons. Gene Ontology annotation, molecular function: RNA binding; structural constituent of ribosome. The record is from RefSeq and is a predicted model, not a curated record. Gene Ontology annotation, cellular component: ribosome. Lineage: Eukaryota; Metazoa; Arthropoda; Insecta; Hymenoptera; Vespidae. The coding region runs from base 21 to 944 and encodes 307 amino acids.
AUGUUCAAUUGUAUAUAAAAAUGUCUGCCAUAACAUUGCUGCGAAAUGUUGUUGGAAAACAAAUAUUUAAUUCUUUGGUUAAUACAAUCCCAGUCUCGUUUCAAAUACAACCUAGAAGAAAUCGAUGGAAAUUACUUAAACUUUCAGAACCAGGUAUUCCAGGAGAAAGUUACAGACGAAUCGUACAUUUCAAAGAUGAAUAUACGAUCGAACCACUGCAGGUUACUAAUUUAGCUGGUCGAGAUCCUGUAUCAGGAAGAAUAAUAGUUAAAGGUAUUGGUGGUGGUAUAAAACACAAGUAUCAUUGGAUAAAGUGGGUAAGGGAUGGUCCGACUGAUUUGAAUGAAAAACCUAAAGAGGAAAAGGUACUAGAAGUUUUCAAGGAUGGUUGUAGAACGUGCUUUGUCGCUCUUGUUGGUUCGGGUGACGAUUUGAAAUACAUUUUAGCGACAGAAAACAUGAAGCCUGGAGAUAUCAUAAAAACACACAAAGGUAUCCCGCAUAAUCCUGUAAGGGCAAAUGAGGGUGAUGCUUAUCCCUUGGGUGCUCUACCGAUUGGUACAAUUGUGAACUGUGUUGAAAAAUAUCCUGGACUUGGAGGAAGUCUUAUUCAUUCGGCUGGAACCUCUGGUACGAUAAUUAGCACGGAUGGAGUAGAUAGGACAGUCGUGCAAGUACCUAGUAAGAGAAAGUUUAGUUUAGACAAUAGAUGUAUGGCAACAAUAGGACGAUUGUCGAACAUUAUGCACGGUUCUACACCAAUCGGUAGCGCUCAAAAGAAUCGCGAACUGGGUAAUCGUCCAAGAAGUGGUCUUUGGCAACGAAAGACUGGCAGAUUUGGAAGGAAAAUAAAACCGCCAAAGCGUCUUAGACAGUUAGGUGUCAAUGGUGAAUUUCUUUCAAAACCUACAAUUGUUUCUUGUAGUAUAUCUGGUCUUGAUUAAUUCUUUAAAUUUAUGUUAAUUUUAUGAUAUACUCACACACACACACACACACACACACAAAUAUAUAUACACAUAUAUACUUAUUCGAAUAAUAAAAACUCUUAUAAUUGAUUGAAGUCUUCUCUUUAUUGUCUUUGUUAUUUCUUUGAACUUGGAUAAUUCGAAGAUUAGAGAUCGAUAAUCGAGUUAAUAAUUAAUACUUUUAUAUGGAAUGUUUUUGGAAUGUAUAUGCAUAACUGACAGUAUAAACUUUUGUACAAUCCCUCCACUUCCAGAGACGGCUAAUAAUUAGUUAUUUAAUCAGUUAUGUAUUAUUGUGUUACUUCUGACUUGAUGUAUCCUUAAUUAAGACAUUGUGUACUCAUCCGAAGCGAUUCUUUGAAUUCCUAAUUACAGGCCUUUAUUAUAGUAGACCGUUUGAACGUCAGGAUCUCGAGAUCGUAUCUCUUCUUGGACUUCGGGUUCCAGCUUGUCCACACUGAUCGGUACUCGUUGAACGAAAAGAGCACAACAGAGUGGUGUGGCAAACGUUAAACAAAUUCCGCAAAUAAUGACUUGAAUCGGUGCAGAAGCCCAUUUAACAUUUUUUAAUAUAUUUCGUUUCUCUAUGUAGUUCAUUAUGAUAGGCGAGAGUACUGUAAUAUAAAAUAAAAUGAUUGUCUUUAUAUAUA